Molecule: messenger RNA, 1551 nt
Organism: Mycena citricolor
Lineage: Eukaryota; Fungi; Basidiomycota; Agaricomycetes; Agaricales; Mycenaceae
Source: the annotation of a GenBank genome assembly
AACACAAACGGGCGAAUCUGUCACAGCGACGCAGUGCGUGAUACUGAGCUUCCGUCGCUUCAUCUCAGUGCUGUCAGCAAGCAAUUCACACCGGGCCUGUAGGAUGUUGCAGUCGGGCACUGUCAGCGCUCGAGCUGAGGCCAUUGCAGCUGACGAACAAUAUGAUAUUGGGCGGAACCUCAGGAACCACGAUCCAAAAGUCCUUUCCUUCCCGAGUUCUGGGCGACUCGCCCAGCUAUCUCUACGCUCACCGAUGUCGGAAACGCCGUACACCAUCGCCGUAUCGGACGAUGCCCUGGCCUCGCUUCACCAAAAACUCAAAGCGACGAGAUUGCCGGACGAGCUGGACGAGGCGGCGUGGGACUACGGCGUGCCACUGGCAGACAUCAAGCGGCUCGUCGCCCGAUGGCGCGACGGGUACGACUGGCGCACGCACGAAGCUGCUCUCAAUGCGGAACUGCCUCAGUUCACCCGCGACAUCGCUGUGGACGGCCACGGGACGCUCAACGUCCACUACGUUCAUCAGAGGAGCGUAGUACAGGGCGCAGUCCCGCUGUUGUUCGUGCACGGGUGGCCGGGCAGCUUCUUCGAGGCAAGGAAGAUCGUGCCGUUGCUUGUCGCGCGUUCGAGUGAACAUCCGAGUUUCCACGUUGUUGUGAUGAGUCUACCAGGGUGCGGGUUCUCUGAGGCCCCGAGAAAGAAGGGAUUCGCCAUUGACCAGCAUGCUGAGGUCGGCCACAAGAUCAUGCUUGCGUUGGGUUACAACGAAUACGUCACACAAGGGGGCGACUGGGGCUACUUCAUCACGCGCCGCAUCGCGAAGCGCUAUGGCCACCAGCACAACAAAGCCUGGCACACCAACUUGCCCUUGGGACGUCCACCGACGCUUUACUACGAGCCGCUUUCAUUUUUGGCUUUGUGUGUAAGAGGGUUGACGCAGGAGGAAAAAGACGGUCUUGCGCAGACGGGACGGUUCAACAGCCGCUCGAGAGGAUUCCAUGCCCAGCAAUCGACGCGACCCCAAACUGUCGGCUACGCGCUGGCCGAUUCCCCCGUCGGACUACUGGCCUGGAUCUACGAGAAACUGGUGGAAUUGGCGGACAAGUAUCCCUGGAAUGACGACGAAGAGGGUCGGUCGGAUGUGACAAAGGACAUCUAUGGACCCGCAGAUUACCCGACUAUCCCGAUGGGCAUGUCUCACUUCGCGGGAGAAAAGGUCAAUAUCCCAGUUAGCUGGACCAAUGCCUCCGGAAACAUCGUACACCGUAACAAGCACGAGCGUGGAGGCCAUUUUCCUGCGUAUGAAGCUCCGCAUUCGCUCGUCGAUGAUCUACGUGCGAUGUACGGAAAGGGCGGCCCGGUGUUCGACAUUGUGAAAGGACACAGCGGCUAUGAUUGAGAGACGCAAGAUGGGUUUGCCAGAGUGUAGUCGAUCGGUGGUCCUGUAGAAUCAACUGCCAGAAUGAGACCACCUGGGCGGAAAUUUAAGCUCCGUUCCACCCAAAUCAACGAUAGUGACAUUGUAGGGACAGGGAGGAUUUGUUAUAUCCG